AUGGGAUGCUCACAUUCAAGUUAAGAACUUUAAGGAAACAAACUUAAGAAAGAAAUCAUAAGAGUUUACAAUGAGAUUUCUGCUUUGAGGAAGCUUCUCUUCCAAGUUGUUUAGCUUCCAUUACCAGCAGAAUGUCUUAUACUUAAUGACAUAAAGUUUAUCUGUGAAAAUAGUAAUCUACCUUAACCUGAUCUGAACGAUUUACUAAUAAUGUAUAUGAAAAAUAUUGAAUAUAGGAUAAGAAAAAUACUAGAGCUUUAAAAGCAAAUUAGUAUUGAUUAAAAUAUUAACAAAUCAUAAAUUCAGUACCUUCUUUCCUACUACAAUAUAAUCAAUUAAAAUUUAAUUUAAACAUCUGUUUCUUUAUCAGAUUUAGAUUCCAUUGAUACUCAAUAAGAAAUAUGA
Tetrahymena thermophila SB210 is the source of this 405-nucleotide messenger RNA. RefSeq lists its product as hypothetical. Lineage: Eukaryota; Ciliophora; Oligohymenophorea; Hymenostomatida; Tetrahymenidae. The transcript has a single exon. The record is from RefSeq and is a predicted model, not a curated record.